CUACUAGGCUACUUUUUAGAUCAGACUUGCAGAUUCAGUGUCUCUUUUUAAAUCCCUGCUGAAGACAAGACUUUUAUGAAGAGGCUUUUAAUGUAUGAUUUUAAUUAGCUAUUUUUUUCAUUCUCCUUCCUCCUGUCUUUGUUAGUAUUUUUAUUUUAUGAUAUGAAGCACUUUUACCUGUAUUGACAGCAAACUCCAUUGUGUUCUUGUGGACCUUCAAGGCUUCAUACAUUUUUUGGUAUCCUUCCCCAGAUCUGUGCCUUGGCACAAUCCUGUCUCGGAGCUCUACGGACAAUUAUUUCGACCUCAAGGCUUUGUUUUUGCUCUGACAUGCACUGUCAACUGUGGGACCUUAUAUACACAAGUGUGUGCCUUUCCAAAUCAUGUACAAACAAUUGAAUUUACUACAGGUGGACUCCAAUCAAGUUGUAGAAGCAUCUCGAGGAUGAUCAAUGGAAACAACACGCUGAAUACUUAUGUAAAUAAGGUAUUCGUUUUUUUUUUUUUAUACACUUGCAAACAUUUCUAAAAAACUGUUGUUGCUUUGUCAUUAUGGGGUGUUGUGUGUAGAUUGCUGAGGAGAUAAAAAAUAUAUAUUUUAGAAUAAGGCUAACGAAACAAAAUGUGGAAAAAGUUAAGGGGUCUGAAUACUUUCCUAUGCGCUGUAGUGUCAUAGAUUUACAUACAGAAUAAUAUGAAAUGCUCUGAGACCAGGUUGCUAUUGAAAAGCACAAUAGAAAUAAAGUUAACUACAUUGUAUCCUCGAGCUACAUCUAUUGUUACAAAAUGUUAAUUGUGACACCUCUGAUUAUGACCUUAUGACCCAGAACUGCGUUGCCAUGGAAACGGGUGCGCAUUGCUAUGAAGGUUCGUGCUCGCGCCCCUGUCAAAAGAAGAUACCAAUAGCAAGUUAGCUUGUCAGCUGGGCUAGCUAAAUACCACUUGUAGCCUACAAAAAGGUAAUUAAGAAUGCAAGGGCAACUGAUUAAUUUGUCAAUUAUUGAACAGCUAAUAAGGAAUUUCUUAACUUUUAGCUUUUGCCUUUGGCCAAUUUUAUUAUUUUUCUGGUCUUUAUUAAAGCAAGGGUGAUACAGUAGCUAACUAGCUAACGUUAUUUAACUAGCUAAAAAUGCAAAUUUUUCUAAAUGAAUAUGAAAUAUCCAAGCCUAUAGUAGCUAGUUAACUUCUAGCUAACUUUGGAGAACAUUAUUUUUGCAUGUAAUGAAUGCUUGUCAUGUCAAUGAUGGAUAACAAUUCAACAUCAACGUUGAGUAUUGAACAUUUCCAGAUUAUUGGUCUAUGUGAAAAAUGCUAACCUGUAUGUAUGGUUUCCGUAGAUUGAACCAACCGGUUCAUGACAUUACAGCGCAGUCAGUCAUGUCCAGACUACAUCACCUGUAUGGCCUAUUGAGGUACCUAAUGAUGUUACUCAGUGGCAUCAUAUUUGUGAGUGGCCUUGUGCUGUUUGGCCUAGGUGUGUGGAUCAGGUACGGAGCGGCCACCUUUGUCCAGGUGAUGGGUUCUUUCUCGGCACAGCUGGUGACCAUCAGCUAUGUGUGUAUGUGCCUGGGGGCCAUCCUGUCUCUGCUGGGGUUCAUUGGUUGCUACGGGGCCUGGAGCGAGAACCGCUGCCUCAUCAUGCUGUAUUUCUUCAUCGUGUCAAUGAUGUUUACAGCUGAGGUUACUGGGGUUAUUUUCAUCUUGGUGUACAAAGAUCUGGUGGAGGUUACGAUUCGUGGAGCUAGUAAGGACUCUUUGCGGAUGUCCUAUAUGGGACCAACGGCUGCAGACCCCAUAUCAACAGCCUGGAACACCAUCAUGGUCCAUUACAAGUGCUGUGGCUUUGACAACUCCACGGCUGACUUCAAGAACUCCGUGUUCAGUGCUAACACUGGCCUGUUGUACCCCAAGACGUGCUGUGUUGACCUGACGAGCAGCGCCUGCGACGGCCUCGACACCACCCAGGGCCUGAUACACCCAAAGAGCUGCAUUACCAAACUGAUCAAUGUGAUCCAGGACCAGAGCGUCAUCUUUGGCUCCACCGCUUCUGGCAUCUGUGUCAUGGAGUUGGCGUCCAUGAUGGUGUCAGUAGUGUUGUUCGUCAGACUAGGCAACACCUAUUAUUAGACCAGCAGCAACACAGAGCCUGACCCAGGCAUGGUAGGCCAACCAGGCCAGAGACAACACCAUAAUAAAUUAGACUUGCAGAUGAAGCCUCCUUGUCAGUAGACUGUGGUUAUUGUGGUGUUUGGGACUUCUUAGGGUUUAUGGUAGAUGUGGGAGGGUGGG
Salvelinus fontinalis (brook trout) is the source of this 2289-nucleotide messenger RNA. Its product is annotated as tetraspanin-16-like. The transcript has 7 exons. NCBI's taxonomy places the organism in Eukaryota, Metazoa, Chordata, Actinopteri, Salmoniformes, Salmonidae. The record is from RefSeq and is a predicted model, not a curated record. Gene Ontology annotation, cellular component: membrane. The coding region runs from base 1309 to 2127 and encodes 272 amino acids.